Molecule: messenger RNA, 1070 nt
Organism: Colius striatus (speckled mousebird)
Lineage: Eukaryota; Metazoa; Chordata; Aves; Coliiformes; Coliidae
Gene: C9H21orf58
Product: chromosome 9 C21orf58 homolog
Exons: 9
Coding region: 122-871 (249 amino acids)
Source: RefSeq, a predicted model, not a curated record
AACUGGCAAAUAUUCACCCCAAGUUAUCCUUCUAUGACCAUUGCAGCCUGCCAAAUGAAAAAGCACUGAGAGAAAUGGCAGAAAAAGCUGGGUCUGUGGCAUUCUGGACACUGGUAUAGUGAUGGAUUCUUCAGCUGUGGAUCACCUGACACAACUGAAACUCAGACUCCUAGAAAAGAGACUAGAAAAUGAACAGAAGAACAUAGAGAAGAUGGAGUUGCCUCUCCCAGUUGCAAGGAAGAGACGUGAGGAUAUGCUCCAAAGUGCCCUAAGGCGAAGGAAAGAUCUUCUGCAGGAGCUGAGGGAGCAGCACCUUCUGGAAGAGCUUUCACAGCCCCUUGCACCAGCUGGAGGAUGGUGUCAUAACCACAGAGCUGCCUCCCCACAUUUCUACCAGAUACCUUUUCCAGCUCCCCAAGCAGAGCCACCAAGGAUUAUCCAGCAGACGAUGCCACCUCAGCCUGCCACCAUCAUCCAGCAGUUACCUCAGCCGCCCCCUCUGAUCACACAGAUACCCCCUGCCCAGCCCUUUGCUGCCCCCCGCUCUGGCAGCAUUAAAGAAGAUAUGGUGGAGAUGAUGCUGAUGCAGAAUGCUCAGAUGCACCAAAUCAUCAUGCAAAACAUGAUGCUGAAGGCUCUGCCUCCCAUGGCCUUUGCACGACCCACUGGAGCCAGCUCUCCCCUGCUUCAACAUCUACAGCAGGACCUGCAGUUUGCUGCUCCCCAAGCAGCAAGAGCAGACAGGCCCAGGCCACCUGCGGUGCACCACCACCACCUCUACCCUCCUGCAGGGAUGCUCCCCAUACCCCCUGGGGCCUUCCCAGCCACAGGCAGCACGCUCCCUGUUCUGCACACGUGGCCCAUGUAUUGACAGUAUGUGUCCCUCCUCACAUGGACCACAGCCUCACUGAGGUCAGCCUGUCUUUGACCAGCUCCUGCAGCCUAAUGUCCCUAGGGCUGCAUGUUGCUGGUACAGGAGGCACGGGACUGCAGAUGUUUGGAGCAAACCUACCAUGCACCUGGAGUCUGAUCAACCACUGCUGAUACCUCCGUUGUUUCCUCUCAUCUUC